AUGAGUCAAUUUAGAAUAAUCGCGAAAAAUUUUUCAAGUUCAUCUGCUGUUCAAAAUGCAAUCAAGAAUGUAACUAUUAUCGGUGGCGGUUUGAUGGGAUCUGGCAUCGCUCAGGUAUCCGCGCAAGCCGGUCAAAACGUAAUCCUCGUAGACGUCAGCAGCGAUGUCUUGGAAAAGGCCCAGAAAUCCAUUACGGCGAACCUCGGCCGUGUGGCCAAGAAAAUCUACAAGGAUAACCCUGCGGAAGGCGAGAAGUUUGUAAAAGAUUCGUUGGCUAAGAUUAAGACGUCGACAGACCCAGUGGCUGCUUCGAAAUCUGCUGAUCUAGUUGUAGAAGCCAUAGUUGAGAAUCUUGGUAUCAAACAUGAGCUUUUCAAGAAAUUGGAUGCUGCUGCUCCCCCUCAUGCAAUCUUAGCUUCAAAUACGUCUUCUCUGUCAAUCAACAAAAUCUUCUCUGUUGUUAGCAGAAAGGACAAAAUUGGUGGUCUCCAUUUCUUCAACCCAGUACCAGUAAUGCGUCUUCUGGAAGUUGUUCGCGGCGCUGAGACUUCAGAAGGGACAUACCAGACAAUGAUGGCGUGGGGCAAGUCCGUCGGCAAAACUUGCAUCACCUGCAAGGAUACUCCUGGAUUCGUCGUCAACAGACUGCUGGUGCCUUAUAUUGCUGAAGCUGUUAGGUUGUUGGAGAGAGGAGAUGCAUCAGCUCGCGACAUCGAUAUUGCAAUGAAAUUAGGUGCUGGGUACCCAAUGGGUCCCCUUGAACUUGCUGAUUAUGUGGGUCUGGACACCAAUAAAUUCAUCCUGGACGGAUGGCACCAGGACUAUCCUGACCAGCCCCUCUUCAACCCGAUUCCUCUUUUGAACAAACUUGUAUCUGAAGGGAAACUCGGAGUGAAGUCCGGUGAGGGUUUCUACAAGUAUGAGAAGAAAUGAAAUGGGUAGUCAUUUUUGUUUUGUAAGAAUCAUGCUUUAUCGUAGAAAUGUAAGUAGAAUUACGUAACGUGUUUGAGAUAUUAUCUAUAUUUUGAUAUUACAUGUUUAUUAUCUUUGCCUGUUUAUCGUUUUUUUUACGC
Messenger RNA from Hyposmocoma kahamanoa, 1073 nucleotides. It is a transcript of the gene 3HCD, whose product is annotated as hydroxyacyl-coenzyme A dehydrogenase, mitochondrial-like. NCBI's taxonomy places the organism in Eukaryota, Metazoa, Arthropoda, Insecta, Lepidoptera, Cosmopterigidae. Gene Ontology annotation, molecular function: NAD+ binding; (3S)-3-hydroxyacyl-CoA dehydrogenase (NAD+) activity. Gene Ontology annotation, biological process: fatty acid beta-oxidation. The record is from RefSeq and is a predicted model, not a curated record. Gene Ontology annotation, cellular component: mitochondrion. The transcript has 5 exons. Bases 1 to 933 code for a protein of 310 amino acids.